This is a messenger RNA of Pyrgilauda ruficollis (rufous-necked snowfinch), 1735 nucleotides long. It is a transcript of the gene STYXL1, whose product is annotated as serine/threonine/tyrosine interacting like 1. Gene Ontology annotation, cellular component: mitochondrion. The transcript is spliced from 9 exons. Lineage: Eukaryota; Metazoa; Chordata; Aves; Passeriformes; Passeridae. Gene Ontology annotation, molecular function: pseudophosphatase activity; protein phosphatase inhibitor activity; protein tyrosine/serine/threonine phosphatase activity. The record is from RefSeq and is a predicted model, not a curated record. Bases 104 to 1093 code for a protein of 329 amino acids. Gene Ontology annotation, biological process: positive regulation of intrinsic apoptotic signaling pathway; protein dephosphorylation; negative regulation of cytoplasmic stress granule assembly.
CCCGCCUGAGGUAACCUUGGAGACCGGCGGGCGUCGCUCCCGCGGCCGGGCCGGAGGGGCAGCGUGGUGUCGCGAUAGUCGGCGACAGCCGGGCGGGAGGGGGAUGGCGGGGGUGAUGUUCUGCGAGCCCCGACACCUCUACAACAUCAUCAACCAGUACCGGUGGAGAUCGCGGCUGACGGAGCCCAACUACCUGUGCCUGCUGGAUGCCCGUUCUCAGCUUGAAUUCGAUGACAGCCACAUUGUUACGGCCCAAAGGAUCGAACUGAGUCCUGCCGGGGAGUAUGUGAUCCCAAAUCCCGAGGAGCUGGGCUAUGUCAGAUUCUGUGUGGUGUAUGACCACGACACUGGCUUUUUGGGUUCCACUGACUAUCAGGAGGAGGAGGAGGAGGAAGAGGAAGAAACAGGGAGCAGCACUGCUUCAGAGACUGAAACCAGCAGCUCAGAUUCCACAUGUUCCCAGAGUGCUGAGGAAGGAGAUGCCCUCCUCCAUGCCAGAAACCUGGAGCACUUCACCCGCCACCCCGUGCUCCUCCUGAAGGGAGGGUACAGGCGUUUUUCAGCUUGUUACCAUUUCCUGAAGAGCCACAAGACACUGUGGAUGCCUCAGGAACUAGACACCUUCCAGCCAUACCCUGUAGAAAUACUGCCUGCAAAGCUAUAUAUGGGCAAUUUCAAGCAGGCCAGUGACAAACAAAUUCAGAAAGAUCUGAGGAUCAAAGCACUGGUCAACGUCUCUGAACAGCCUGUAACACUGUUUGCAGAAGAAGGUAAAUCCCUCCAUAUAUCGGUUCCAGAUUCACUCGAAGCAGAUCUUUUUUCUUCCUUCACCACCAUUUCUCAUUUCAUAGAUGCUCAGCUGGAUGUGGGAGCAGUGCUGGUGUUCUCCAGCCUGGGGAUCAGCCGGAGCAGCACAGCCACCAUGGCCUAUCUGAUGCACUCCUGCCGCUUCUCCCUGCAGAGAGCUUGGAAAUACCUUCUGAAGUGCAAAAUGAACAUGAGACCACACCGGGGCUUUGUGGAACAGCUCUCAGCCUGGGAGACCCAAAUCUAUGGGUUCCCAGUCACAGACGUGUCUGAACCAAAUUACUGACAGAGAACAUCCCCUGGGGAAAGCCACUUCCCUUCCCCAUCUGGGGAGAAAGCUACCUGCACGCUGUGUGAAAAAAGACCCAAAUGUAAUGGAAAAGCUUUCCUCUAGCUCCAUGUCAUUUUGGGUCAGGAUCUGGAUCUUCCUCGGGAGCUCACCUGUGCUGGAGGAGGUGGAAAUUUGGGGAAUGCAGAUCCUGCAAGAUGUGGCCCAUUAGACACAGCUCGACUCUUUUGUAAGCAGAGGGGAUUAUAGCCACAGCUGUGGGGCAGUCAGUAGGGUUAUCUCUGUAAAGGUUUGUUACCCAUGGUCUGGAAUAGUACAUUUAGAGUCUGACAGUGCCCACUUCCAGCCCGGAGAGGUGAGAACAGAAUUUCCCUGUUUCAGAAGUCCCUGCGCCCUGUGAGUGCCUUCACAGCCACCACAGCCUCUCACAGACUCACUUGAUGGAUUGUUGACAAUUCCACCCUUCCCAUUUGCUGCCUUCUAAUCGCACAACCAAACCUCUGGGCAGAGGUGGUGACUUUAAACCCUCAGUGCUGUCACAUGAAACCUCAACCAGUACCUGAAUCAGCACCGUCCUCUCUCUUACAGCACUCCGAAUUCUGUUCUUUGACAUCACAAAAUAAAACCCGACAGAAACCC